Messenger RNA from Dreissena polymorpha, 1029 nucleotides. RefSeq names its product piggyBac transposable element-derived protein 4-like. The coding region runs from base 1 to 1029 and encodes 342 amino acids. The record is from RefSeq and is a predicted model, not a curated record. The transcript has a single exon. NCBI's taxonomy places the organism in Eukaryota, Metazoa, Mollusca, Bivalvia, Myida, Dreissenidae.
AUGAAACUGUUCGAACUGUGUGAGGCAUCAUCUGGGUAUUGUGUCAGUAUUGACAUCUACCACGAAAAUACGGACUGUGCUACAUAUGUCGAAACAUUGGAGGAUGAAACUGAAGAUGGUCAUGCCACUUCCCACUACAUUGACAUAACGCAAACGUCCAAAAUCGUUCUUGGAAUGAUGGCACGCACGGGAACAUUGACCAAAGGGCACCAUGUUUACAUGGACAAUUAUUAUACGUCUCCGGAAUUGUAUGAUGUGCUGUCAUCAUAUGAUACUUAUGCAUGUGGAACAGUGCGCAUCAACAGAAAGGAAGUGCCUAAGGCUUUCUGCUCAGUGAAGCUAAAGCAGGACGAAACCAUCUUCAGGCGACGUGAAAAUCUCCUCGCAUUGUACCAUGACAAGCGAGACGUUCACAUGUUGUCAACAAUACAUGAGGCCAAGUCGGUGAUGACAAAUAAAGUUAAUCGCAAGACAAAUGAGCCCAUCAUGAAGCCAUCUGCAAUUGUUGACUACAUACAAAAAAUGGGAGGCGUUGAUCUUUCAGAUCAAAUUGUUCAAUACUAUGAUGUGCUCCGCAAAUGUGUCAAGUGGUGGAAAAAAUUGUACUUUCACCUCUUCAAUAUGCUUGUGGUCAACGCUUACAUACUGCAUAUGAAGUACAGCCAGAAGCAAAAGAAGCGUUCCCACAUGGACUUCCGAAAUACAUUGGUAACGGAACUGAUCGAGUCUGCCCCAAACGCUCUGAAACCACAACGGAAGGGACGGAAGUCUGAACACUUGGCCCGACUGACCGAACGCCAUUUCAUUGGGCACUGCAAGCCCAAGCCAGGUGCGAAGGAACAGAAGGUCACCAGAGACUGCAUUGUUUGCAAUGGAAGUUCAAAAAAUAGGGAAGGGUUCAAGAGAAAACAAACGGCAUAUGAAUGCAUUCAGUGUGAGAAGCCGAUGUGUAAUCCGGAGUGUUUCAUGCGCUACCAUACACUCAAAUACUACAAGCCUGAAAGCAAUCAAGAGAGCGACAGCGAAUAA